CUAUUUUGUUCGUCGCUCUUGAAAUCACAUCAUAAGCCACACACAGAUUGCGGCAUAUUCAAGUCAAUUUCUGAUCUUGGGCCAGAAGCUCUGGAUUCUUCUCGUUCAUUCGCAUCUGCCAAUUCACACACCUCCAACCAUGUCCUCCCAAAACCCACAUAACAUCACCGUCCUCGGCGCUGGUGUGGUAGGAUUGACUUCUGCCAUAGUUCUGGCAUACACCUACCCUUCUGCGACCAUCACAAUAGUAGCGAAACAUCUGCCAGGAGACCGCUCGAUCGAAUACACCUCACCAUGGGCCGGAGCUAAUUGGUCGUCAAUGGCAAACGACAAUGGUCCACUAGAGAAGUACGACGAAGUCACGUUCAAGAAGUUUGGAAAGUUGAUCGAUGGCGAGAGCGUGUACGGAUGUAAAGCAGUAAGACCGGGCGAAGGUAACGACGUUGGUCUGGGACGAAUGGGCAUGUGGGGGAUUUUCGACACCCCAAUCUCAGAAGCAGGCAUACUGAGCGCCGGCACCGGAAAAGUCUGGUACGACCAAUUAGUCGGCGGCCUGCGUCAACUGAGCAAAGGGGAACUACCACACGAUGCAGUCUUCGGUAUCGAGUUCCCAACUUCAUUCCGCAUCAACACCGCCGUAUACCUUCAAUGGCUCCAAACCCAAGCCCUCGCAAAAAGCAUCAAAUUCAUCCGCCGCCACUACCCCUCCAUCUCCUCCCUGCUAUCCGACCUCCCCUCAACAUCCCUCCUCAUCAACGCGACCGGCCUAGGCUCCCUCAAACUAUCUGACGUCCGCGACACAAACCUCUACCCCACGCGCGGCCAGACCCUCCUCGUCGCUGAGCCCAAGGCCCCGAUCGAAAGAAUGUACGAAUACGAGCGAAAGUAUGGUGCACACGUCUUUCGUGCCCUAUCCACUCGCCUUCCUUUAAUGAUUGAUACUGACGAAAGUGUGAUUGGUAGGUACGUCCGUUCACCGAAACGCAUCGAUCCCACCACCGCAUACGUAUUCCCGCGCCCCCUCGGCGGCGGCGUGAUUCUGGGCGGGUCGCGGCAGGAGAACAACUGGAGCGACGAGUGGGAUGAAGAGCUCGGGAAAGAUAUCAUGAAGCGGUGUUGCGAGCUUUGUCCUGAGUUGGGGAAGCCGGAGGAUUUGCAGGUGAUUAGUAGGAACAUUGGGUUGAGACCUUCGAGGAAAGGAGGACCGAGGAUUGAGGUGGAGAAGGGAAGGUGGGAUAUUCCGGUUGUACAUUGCUAUGGACAUUCUGGGUUCGGGUAUCAGAGUUCUUGGUAA
Molecule: messenger RNA, 1294 nt
Organism: Parastagonospora nodorum SN15
Lineage: Eukaryota; Fungi; Ascomycota; Dothideomycetes; Pleosporales; Phaeosphaeriaceae
Exons: 5
Coding region: 140-1294 (384 amino acids)
Molecular function (GO): D-amino-acid oxidase activity; FAD binding
Source: RefSeq, a predicted model, not a curated record